Messenger RNA from Eremothecium gossypii ATCC 10895, 2184 nucleotides. It is a transcript of the gene CUL3, whose product is annotated as cullin CUL3. Bases 1 to 2184 code for a protein of 727 amino acids. Gene Ontology annotation, cellular component: Cul3-RING ubiquitin ligase complex. NCBI's taxonomy places the organism in Eukaryota, Fungi, Ascomycota, Saccharomycetes, Saccharomycetales, Saccharomycetaceae. The transcript has a single exon. Gene Ontology annotation, biological process: ubiquitin-dependent protein catabolic process; protein ubiquitination. Gene Ontology annotation, molecular function: ubiquitin protein ligase binding. The record is from RefSeq and is marked provisional.
AUGAGCUCGUCCAAGAGAAUCCGCAUUCGAGCCCCGGGGCAUGUGCUCAACCCUAAGGCCAAUGACAUAGAAACGGGAUGGCCGGUUCUCGCCAAUGCGAUAGAUAUGAUAUAUGAGCGCCGGGAAUCCACUCUGUCUUUUGAAGAACUGUACCGACUGGUGUACGACCUGGUGCUGCGCAAGUUUGGGCGCGAGCUGAGGACGCGGAUACUGGACACGCUGCAGCACAAAAUAUGGUCGGCUGCCAAGACGGAAAUUCCGUGCACUGCACAAGCGGCUGAGUUUGUGGACGAGAUGUACGCUCUGUGGGAGCGCCAGCACUCGUGCCUGAAUGCCGUCUGGGGCGUCACCAUGUACAUUGAUUCGAGCGCUGGGCAUUCCCAUGGAAACGAUAUCUAUUCGGUUGCCCUAAUGAAGAUGCAGAAUCUGAUUCUAGCGCCAGUGCUACCGCGUAUUGUGCGCUACAUGCUGGACGAACUAAACCGCGCGCGGGAAUCUGGCGUGCAGGCGGUGAACAUGCAGACAUACCUCAGGGCAGCAGCGCUAGCCCGCAGCCUGUGGCUCCCUGAACUGGGGCCCAGCAGCGAUCUUACUAAGCAGCUGCUGGAGGAUACACAUACGUUUUAUUCCUCGUGGCGCAAGAAGCAUGCCGACAACCCGAUGCGGUAUAUCAUGGAGGUCGAUACGGUGCUCAAGACCGAGGUAGAGCUUUUACGGGAACUUGGCUACACCGACGCCACGAUCAAAACAUGCCGGACGAUGGUGAUUGAGGUGCUGGUGUCCGAGAACAUUGGCUUUAUUCUGCCAAUAUGCCUGCAGGAGUGCAUUGAUGCUGGCGACGAGGAAAACCUGGAUCUACUACUCUCUCUAUGCACCACCGACCAGGACGCAUCCCAGUUCCUGGUUGCACUCUCCGAAUGUGUCGAGAAAGAAGGCAUGGCAAUCCCGGAUGUGUCCGUGUCGAAGCGCAAGGCAGAUGCGGCCGUUGCCUGGGUUAAAGCGCUUACCAAGCUUCGAACAAAGUAUACCAGUCCCUUCAAGAAGUAUACUGACUCUAAUGGGUGCUACCUGAAAACUAUAGGGGAUGCCCUGGCAGCGCUGCUCAGCAACCAGCCGGCCAAGACGGUGGACUAUCUGGUCAUGUCCAUUGACAGCGUGCUGCGGAGCAAUACCACACUCGAAGAGGAACAACAAGAAUUGUUAGAGCGCUGCAUAUCGUUUUUUAUUCUCAUGCGGGACAAGGAUCUCUUCGAGCUGUCUUACAGACAGCAGCUGUCCAAGCGCCUCCUGCAACGUAAGUCGCCGUUCCACCUAGAGCAGUGGAUGGUGGGGAAAAUGACACAGGAAGUGGGAAUCCACUACACUUCCAACCUGGAAGGCAUGUUGCGCGACGUCAAGCUCUCGCAGGGCUACUCCGCCAAGUUCAGUGCGCCUGCUGCCGCAGCAGGCGCCGCGUACCAGAUGGAUGUCUUGACACCGACGUUCUGGCCGUUCCAGCAGGUGGAGACGCUGGCGCAGGACAUCACACUGCCCGACGAGCUGGCAGCCGCCAGGUCCUCGUACGAGGGUCUCUACGUCUCGCAACACUCCGGACGCAGACUGAAGUGGGCAUACCACCUGGGCUCCGUGGAGAUCGGCCACCAGUUCGGCCAGUCUUACCACGAGCUCACGAUGUCGACCUAUGCCGCCACCAUCUUCCUGCUCUUCCGAGACUACGCAGAACUGACCACCGAGCAGAUCCAGGACCUGACCGCAAUCCCAGAUGCCGAGCUGCAGCGCCAGCUCAUCUCGCUCGCCGUCGCGCCGCGCACACGCAUCCUCACCAAAACCCCUCCCUCCCGCACCAUCGCGCCCUCGGACCACUUUGCAGUCAACACGGCGUUCACGGCGCCGACCACCAAGGUCCGCGUCGCCACUGUCGUGGUCAAGUCCGAGCAGGCGGCCGCGCUACCAGAUGUCCUCGCCGCCAGUAGGGUCCAGGCCAUAUCCGCCGCGGUUGUGCGCCAGCUCAAGACAGAGCGCACCAUGGCACACACAGAGCUCCAGGACGCAGCGGUGCGCGCGCUCCAGCGCCACUUCGCCGUGUCCACGUCCAUGUUCAAGCGCGCGAUCCAGUCCCUGCUCGAGAAGGAGUACAUACAGCGCGACGCGCACAGUCCAGACCGCUACCACUACCUGGCCUAG